Molecule: messenger RNA, 1560 nt
Organism: Cavenderia fasciculata
Lineage: Eukaryota; Evosea; Eumycetozoa; Acytosteliales; Cavenderiaceae
Gene: abcD3
Product: ABC transporter D family protein
Exons: 3
Coding region: 1-1560 (519 amino acids)
Biological process (GO): long-chain fatty acid import into peroxisome; fatty acid beta-oxidation; peroxisome organization
Cellular component (GO): peroxisomal membrane
Molecular function (GO): long-chain fatty acid transmembrane transporter activity; ATP hydrolysis activity; ATP binding
Source: RefSeq, a predicted model, not a curated record
AUGAGCAACUUGCUAGAUUCUCAAAGAGAUGAUGAUCAUCAUCAUCGAUCAUCUGCAACAACAAGAUUACUGACCGAUGAAAGUGAAGAAGGUGAAAGAAGAUCAGAACAUGCCAAGAAUAUACGUAAUCGUCAUGACAAUGAUUGGAUGGAUGAAGAUGAAGAUGAUGAAGAAGAAGAAGAAGAAGAGAGUACUGUCACUGCAGUCGGAUUAAGAAAGAGAAAGAAUGGUGGAGUAAAGAGUAGUAAAUCAAAAAUCAAAAGAUUAUUGUCAACCAAGGAUGAUAGAGUACCUUCAACUGUGGAAUCACACCUUAGACGAUGGAAAGACAUUUACAACCAAACAGACAAUAUCAAGCAAAAGAAAGAGACAAAGUAUGAUUUCAAACUAUUACCACGUCGUCGGUCUUCUGAACCAACCUCGGUCGAGGAGAAUCAAGCUCGUCACCAAUUUGCAGUGCUCAUGAAGAACAAGGUGUUUGUCAUUGCAUUCACCUAUCUGUUGAACCUCUGUUCCAACCUCUUUACCUAUUUGGCGUCGCUAGUCAAUUACUUCAUCAUUGCAAUCCCACUCUUCCUCCACUGGCAAACUUCGAUCGAGUCGUUUGACGUCACCACCUUUUCAUACAACUGUAUCAUGUUGGCCAGUGGUUUCAGCCAGUACAUCAACGUCUCCACCAACAUCUCUCAAAUGUCCAGCUACAUUCAACGUAUAUCCACCAUGAUUGAAUCAUGCGAUCAACUCUACCUACAAAAGAAAAAAGAAGAUCAAGAGAAACUUGAAAAGAAAUCAAACAACCUCAACAUCAACAAUCCUCCAACCAAUCAUUCUAUUCAAUUCAACUCUGGUAACAUUAUUGAUAAUAAUAAUGAAGGUAAACAAUUAAUUGUAAAUUCAAGUAUUGAAUCUAUCAUUUUAGAAAAUGUUACUUAUUUUACACCAAAGGGUAGAACACUUUAUUCAAAUGUAUCAUUUAAAGUUGAAAAAGGAAAUAAUUUAUUAAUAAUGGGACCAAGUGGAUGUGGAAAGAGUUCAUUGGUUAGAGUUAUUAAUGGAUUAUGGUCACAUUAUACAGGAACUAUUACUCGACCAUGUAACAAUCGAUUAUUCUUUCUUUCACAACAACCUUAUUUGAUUUUUGGAUCUUUGGAAGAUCAGAUUGUCUAUCCCUACACUGUGGCAACUCAUAAUAUCCCACCAUCGGAAUUGAGAGAAUUAUUUGAUCGAUUGUCAAUGGGAUAUUUAAUCGAUAGAGAACAAGAGAUAAAGAGACGUGGUGAUCUCAACGACUUGACACACAAUUGGCUUAAUCAAUUGUCACCUGGUGAACAACAAAUCAUCAGUAUUCUCAGAAUGUUUUAUCAUAGACCAAUGUUUGCAAUGAUGGAUGAAUCAACCAGUUCCAUUCCACAUGCAACCGAAGAUCUUGUCUAUCAACAAUGUCAACAACUUGGAAUCACCGUAUUAUCAGUUGGACAUCGUGAAUCACUCAUCAAACAUCAUCAACAAUUAUUAUUAUUUGAUAAUCAAAUGAAUUGGUCAGUUAAACAAAUAAACUAA